Synchiropus splendidus (mandarinfish) is the source of this 3110-nucleotide messenger RNA. RefSeq names its product FIGNL1 interacting regulator of recombination and mitosis (gene firrm). The coding region runs from base 198 to 2954 and encodes 918 amino acids. NCBI's taxonomy places the organism in Eukaryota, Metazoa, Chordata, Actinopteri, Syngnathiformes, Callionymidae. The transcript is spliced from 25 exons. The record is from RefSeq and is a predicted model, not a curated record.
UCCGAUUCAAACACGAAUGGCGCGCGUUACGUGGAUCAACAGCAACGCUGACCAUUAUUAGGCUUUUUUGUUAGAAUUCGACAGUUUACUUUUACAAUACUGAGCGAACUUCGACACUAUUCGUGGUUGAAGUGGUGGAACUAAGUCUACGAGUCGCUAAACUUCUUCCUGCUGCGCCGCCUCUGAGUAGCAACAUCAUGUCCCAGACCAACACGUCUCUCCUGGACGAGGUGGUGCAGUGGAGCCAGGAAACAUGUCGCCAGGAGAUCAAGUCUGUCCUUCCAAAACUCACCGCCUUAAACAACAAGUCUGUGAAAUGGGAUGAUCAUUUACGUGUACUGAAGAUCAUUACAGACAUGUUCUUGCCUCACAUUGCUCUAACAGAGCUGGAUAACGAAUGCUUCUCCCAGAUAUUGCCAAAGGCUGUGACUGUGUUCAACGCCAUGGUGAAAGAAAUCUCAGCCCAAGUUGAAGGGCUGUCCAGUCAAAACACUGAACUGUGUUCCUACCUGAGAAAUGUUUUGCAGUUAAUGAUGCAGAUCAUCGAUGCCAUGUCUACAUGUGUGCGUCAUGUUGUUGCACUUGACGAACCCUUCAGCCUUGUUUCUAUUCGCUCUUUGCCCACUUGUAUUCUGCAAAUUUUAAGAGGAACAUUUGAGCAUUGCAAGGAGAGUGAGGCGUUUUACUGUGGUCGCCUUUCAUUCGUGGCCGAUCUUCUUCAAGGACUCUUUAAGGAGGCGUAUUUGCUCCAAAAAAGCCUUUUGGAUCUCUUGGAGAGAAUGUCCAUCGACAGCAGUGCGUCAGAGGAUGAGGUCACUGACAUUGUAACAGUGAUCCACAGCCUCUAUGACAUAUGCUCCGUCAUCUCUAACCUGGACAUUGCGCUGCAUGCAAACACCUGGAAAUUCCUCAUCAAACAGUGUCUGAAGUACCGGCCUCUUGUGGAGGAGCACCUUCAUCAUGGUGACAUCUGCAACAGCUUGUGUGAAAACCUGCUGGCCUCCUUCACUCACUGUGUCGAGCUGGCAGAGCAGAUGACCCAAACUGGACUGCAGGGAACAACACAAAGCCCAGAACACAAGCUUUUCCAGAAAAUGGCAAAGAUGUGCAGAUUCUUUGCCAACACUUUAGUUCAUUACAUAAAGGAAUUCAGAGUCUUUCUGAAUGCACAUCGCAGUUCCUUUCAUCAGCUCUACCUCCAGAUCCUGAGUAAAUUCCCUCCGAGCUUAUGCUCGCCUGAGCUGCCUCCUGCUCUGUCGGGCGAGUUAGAUGUGGCGGCUCUCAUCCCCAUGGACACCUUUCUUCUCCAGCUGCUGCCUCUAAGGUCUUUUGCGGAAGUUGUCCUCCAUAAAGACCUGCGCUUAAGUUCAGAACAUGAACUUCCCCACUGUCUCCUGCUCAUAAAUGUUCUGCGCCAGUUGGGCUCCCAGCCACAAGAGGUGCUGCAGCUUUGGUACACUGGAAGCCUGUUUCCAGAGGACACACCCAGACUCUCCCUCUACCAGGCAAUGUUUGCAAGUUUUCGACGUUGCUACACUGAACGUAGGGUCCCAGUGUUGUUGCCAAAGGUGAUGAUGAAGGGUCAAGCCCAGGUCAAGGUCUCACUCCAUCAUCACCUGUGUGUACAUUUGUGUGCGAGUGUCGCUGCACUUCCACCUGAAUACUUUAAUGCUCUGGAAUGUAGUUUGGUGGAAGCUGUUUUGCAGGCUGACACUCAGACAGCACUGCUGGCCACUGAUGUCUGGUGUUUCACAGCCCGGUACGGCUCAGCAGAACUUUGCCUUCAUCACGUUCUGCUCAUUGCACAGCUGGUGAAAAGUUGCCCGUCCGAGUGUCACCAAUUGACUCACCUCAGUCAGCUGCUCAGGCGGCUGCUUUUCUUCAUGACACCCAAACACCAGAUGGAACUGGUGGUGCGUUUUCCUCCGUCUUGUUUGGAAAACCUUCGCCUCUGGCGUCACGUUCUCUUAAGAGCUCUCUCCCAAGAUGUCCGUCAUCGUGUCGUCUGUGGCAUCACUGCUCUCAACGAGAAGACUCUCAGCGACUGGCAAGAUGGAGGAUUCAAGUUAGGACAAGUGGCCACACUGAACGUGGCUCUGCGCUCCCUCCUAGUGGUGGCUAAAGAGACUGCAGCUUUAGAAGAGCAGCAUGUACUCUCAGCUGCCAGGAUCGUCUCACAGCUCUGGCUAAGGACAACACCCAAUCAGGUUCUGAUCCAUCCUCUGCUCCAGCUCAACCUGCGGCCGCUCCUGUUGCUGACAGCCAUGUUGGUGAAGAACAUUGAGCCUCAAGUUAUUGGGCAGGCUGUGAUGUGUGUGGACGCAUUGGUGACCAACACAUGUUCUGAGGAGCUGAUCCUUGCUGCCCUGGAGUUUCUUUCCUCCCUCGGAAAGAUCUUCAUCCGUCCUCAUAGCCAGGGUGAAACCCUGCCAAGGUUGAGCCGUCUGUUUGCGACUGUGUUAGCACUGAAGCCCUGGCUGCUGCACCAGCAUGCUCUGGAAGCUUUUGCCACUUUUUCAGAGAUUACAAACCAUGAGGAGGUCAUAUCCCACAGUUUGAGUGGUGAGGAAACCAAAAACAAGGUGGUGAGUUUUCUCAGUAAGACUGUAACGGCACAAGAAGACGGCGAGUCGAGGCUCAAGAGGCUGAGGGUUGAAACACAAGUCGUCGAGCAGCAUCUCCUGUCGCUAAAAACUCCAGUUUCUUGCACAAGUAUGGAUGACGAGGCUACUGAGUCUGAGCCGUCGCUGAAAAGAGCUCGGCUCAAACCCACAACAGAGGGGGACUACAGUCGUUACGUGCAGACGGCUGAAAGUUCACUCCGAGCACUUCUUACACUACAAGAGGGGAAAGGAAGUGGGAGCCCAGCAGCGCCGCCCUUGUGGCUGGAGAGUAAACUUCAAGAGCUGCAGAGAAUUAUCUCCCAGAUCAGAGUUGAACGACGUACAAUAUAGUUCAGUGCAUCUUUAUGCUGUUUUAUAUGGUUCAGACUACAUGUGCAUAUUUUAUUAAACAUAUUGGAAUACUAGCACAUCAGCAGCUUUUUAAAUGAUUGGUUCCCUGCUUGUACCAUAAAAUCUUUAUUUCUUCUAAUAAAUUACCUCUUUCAC